Messenger RNA from Macrosiphum euphorbiae (potato aphid), 402 nucleotides. The record is from the annotation of a GenBank genome assembly. Lineage: Eukaryota; Metazoa; Arthropoda; Insecta; Hemiptera; Aphididae.
AUGGAAUACCAAUCUGAAAUAAUUCAAGGUUUACAAUCAAUUCUAUAUUUCAAGUGCAAAAUGUGUAAUAUAGUGUCAAAAUUGUAUACCGCUAAUAUUUCGAAUAUCCAGUCCAUAUCAGUCAAUAAAUCAGUUGUAAAUGCAUGUCAAGCUAUAGGAAUUGGACAUACUCAGUUGAACGAAUUCACAGCAUUUUUAGAACUACCAUCAUUGUCAUGUAGUAGUUAUGUUAAAACACAGGCUUCUAUAGCCGAAAUUGUUCACGAUACUGCAUGGGAAGAAAUGAAAAAGGCUGGCGAGGAAGAAAAGAGAAUAGCUUUAGACUGUGGUGAUAUAGAUGUUGAUGGUAUUCCUAUGAUUACCAGUAGUUGCGGAUGGACAAAGGUCCAAACGGAGCUAUAA